AUGAGCCUGGUGAUUAAAGCACAUGAGGACAUGGAGGAAUGGAACAGUCGGGAGGAUCAAGAGGCUAAACCUAUCAACGCAGGUCCUGGUGUGAAAGAGGUCGGAAAAUGGCAAGCACCACCGUCUGUGUUAUGGAUGGGAGCGAGAAGGUUAACUCGAUUGAGAUCACCUAUUGAGGCGGAGGCUGAAGCACUUAGGUGGGCCAUCAUUUCCUUGGUGCGUCUCAACUACGAGAACAUCAUUUUCGAAUCAGACUGCAAAGAGUUGAUACAUGCCCUGCAGGAAAAAAAUUAUCGCCCCAGCAUACGAGCUUAUACAGAUGAUAUUCACCAUAUGCUGGACAAGAUAAGGGCUCAUCGAGUGAUCUUUAAGAGUAAACAAACAAAUAAAGUUGCAGAUAGAGUAGCAAAGGAGGCAUUCACAUAUGGGAGUAACUCCUCCGUUUUGUUUUCUAUUAUGCCAUCUUGGAUCAAAUCUUAUGUUGAGGCUGAUAAGCGUAUUAUGUAA
Brassica oleracea var. oleracea is the source of this 507-nucleotide messenger RNA. RefSeq lists its product as uncharacterized. The coding region runs from base 1 to 507 and encodes 168 amino acids. The record is from RefSeq and is a predicted model, not a curated record. Gene Ontology annotation, molecular function: nucleic acid binding; RNA-DNA hybrid ribonuclease activity. Lineage: Eukaryota; Viridiplantae; Streptophyta; Magnoliopsida; Brassicales; Brassicaceae. The transcript has 2 exons.